Molecule: messenger RNA, 5930 nt
Organism: Apus apus (common swift)
Lineage: Eukaryota; Metazoa; Chordata; Aves; Apodiformes; Apodidae
Gene: CEP120
Product: centrosomal protein 120
Exons: 20
Coding region: 911-4006 (1031 amino acids)
Biological process (GO): centrosome cycle; interkinetic nuclear migration; positive regulation of centriole elongation
Cellular component (GO): centrosome; centriole
Source: RefSeq, a predicted model, not a curated record
AGGUUCUUCUCCUGGCUCUGGAGUCGGAAACGCUUUGAACCAAAAUACUGGGGUCCAGCUGAUGCCUUACGGUGAUCAGGAUCGUUUCGUGUGUCUGCGCCUUUCUUUUUUCCUUUAAGUAAUAUUCUGGUAUUUCUGUUCCUUAUUAGUAAUCUACUGUAAGCUUUCUUUGGUGUUGACGGGAAUACCUAGCUAAUCAUUCUUCAUCUUCUAUUUCUACAGAUUUUACUUGCUGAGGUGUGCGAGAGUGGAGUUUUUAUAUGUUUAUUUGGGUGUUUUUUCUAUUUUGGGUUGUUUAGGGGUUGUUUUGGUUUUUUCUCCUGAAUGCUUUCUCUUUGUCAAGUAAAGCCUAUUAUCUCUCUGACAUCGUUUAUCAAGGUAACUUUAAAAUAAGGUCUUGUUCUCAGACAUGCACAUAGCCCUUCCCACACUGUAAUAUAUGUACAUUUUUAAAGUGCUUGCUUCAUUUUGUCAUUUCAGUUAUUAAUCUGAGUAUGGGAGGAUGCUGAACCCUGAACAGCUUUAGGCACUCUCCAAAUCUAGUCGUGUGGGCGUUUUUUUAGCAACAAAUAGUUAGAAAAACGCCUUACACUACUUUGAUUCGAUCAUGUUGUGUUGCUUUGAUGUGGAGCAGUGAUAAAAAAUCCUGCAGAGGCAAAACAUUCAAUCCCUGUCUCUCACCUUUUCACUUGAUCGAUUCCCCAUUAUGUAUUUCUCAAAAUUAAAUUGUGCUAGUUGCCUAGUUUCUUUAUCUCUUCAUUCUUUAUGUCUUGCUAUUUCUGGAUGUUUCAUAAAGGUUAUGUUUGUGUUUCGUAUUACUUUCUUACUUCUGCAUAGUGGGAAGACUUUUAAUAUGAAGAACAUAGGUUUAGAGUCAUCACCAGGAAGGUGAUCUAGGAAAUGUAUUUUUAUGUCAUCAAUUCAUGGCAUAAACAUGAGUUCUUACAACUUGUUUAGUGAUUGUGCAUGGCUAUUACACUUUUUUACAGGGCGCUAUUUUCCAAAACGAACCAAGCAUAUGCUUAUAGUUGAAGCAAAGUUUGAUGGUGAACAGUUGGCUACUGAUCCUGUAGAGCAUACUGAUCAGCCAGAAUUUGCUACAGAAUUGGCUUGGGAACUUGAUAGGAAAGCACUUCAUCAGCACAGGCUGCAGCGUACACCUAUCAAACUCCAGUGUUUUGCAUUGGAUCCUGUGUCUUCAGCUAAAGAGAAUAUAGGCUAUAUUGUACUUGAUUUAAGGGCUGCACAGGAGAAGAAACAGGCACCGAAAUGGUAUCCACUGCUUAGUAACAAGUACACUAAAUUUAAAUCUGAAAUACAAGUAGGUGUUGUGUUGGAGACUGAUUCAAGAACAUCUGUUGAUGGUUUUAAAGCAAAGGAGGCACCCCCUAGAGAAGGGAAGGCAUCUGCCCUUCUUUCUGGACUAGACCCUAGAAGUGUUGUACCAGUCUUGAAUGAAGAAGAGGGUUAUCAUCAAAUUGGCCCAGAAGAGUACUGCAGAGACUACUUUGUCCUGUCGGUAACCAUUGCAUUUGCCACACAGCUGGAACAGUUAGUUCCUAGUACUAUGAAGCUUCCUGAACGACGACCUGAGUUUUUUUUCUACUACUCAUUACUGGGAAAUGAUGUCACAAAUGAACCUUUCACUGAUUUAAUCAAUCCAAACUUCGAGCCAGAAAGAGCUUCAGUUCGAAUACGUAGUACAGCUGAUGUCCUUCAAGUUUAUUUUUGUGCACAGUCAAAAUUGCAGAUCCAUCUUUGCUGUGGAGACCAGUCUCUUGGAAGCACUGAAGUACCCCUGUCUGGACUACUGAAGAAAGGAAAUGUGGAUCAACACCCUGUGGCAAUAGAAGGAGCAUUUGUCCUUAUUCCACCAAACAGAGCUAAACAGAAACUGCCACAUUUGCCUUUGGAUAUGGCUCCUACUGUUGGGGUAUCUAUAGUUCUGCAAAGGGAGAGCUUGAGUUCUCAGCCUUUGAUUCCCUUAAAUGCUCCAACUGAACCUAAACAGCCACAAGAGAAAGCUCUUUCACCCAUUAGUGGAAAAACAGAGGGCCUCCAGGAGAGAUCCCAGAAUAUCCCAUAUCAAGCCUCCCACUCUUCAGCAGAAGAUGAAGCAACAGAAAGUGAAGUGGAAAGUCUUAAGUUUGAAAAAGGCACAAGUCUAAAGACAAAAGGGCUAGUGUCUGAGCCUUGCCAGGAGGUUAACCAAGAGUGUACUGAAGAGCUUCCUGUUUUCAAAUCACAGGGCAGAGCAAAGUCACCUCUAUUGCCAGAUCUGCAGAAUUCCACUGAUAAAGGUGCAGCGGCUGCAUCUCGACCCACCCCUGGGAGUGCUUCCAGUUCAUCUGAGCCCAAGUCAGCACAGAAAAUUGUAAUUCCAGCAGCCUCUCACCAUUUUUGCUUUUCAAUAGACUUACGAAGUAUACGCAGUCUGGAAGUUGGUUUUCCUAUAAAUUGUGUUUUAAGGUACUUGUAUCCAUUUUUUGGCAGUGCAGCACCUAUUAUAACAAGCCCACCUGUAGAAGUCAGAAAGAACAUGGAAGUCUUUCUCCCACAGUCCUGCUGUGCAUUUGACUUUGCAGCUACACCUCAUCAACUUCAAGAUACUUUCUUCAGAUUACCUCUGCUAGUUGAAUUGUGGCACAAGGAUAAAACAGCUAAAGACUUACUUCUAGGGGUGGCAAGACUCCAGCUGUCAAAUGUUUUAGCUUCAGAAAAAACCCGUUUCUUGGCUGGUAAUGGCGAACAGUGCUGGCGUCAGACUUCUAAUGAAACAGUCAGUGUCACAGCAGCACAAGGGUCAGGCAACAGGAUAGCAGAGCUUUCAUAUGCUAUCACUUUGGAAGACUACGGGCUUGUGAAAAUGCAAGAAAUUCUGGUGUCAGAUUCUUCUCAAUGUGCAGGUGCUGGUCAGCAAUGUCAUGUCCCUCAUGUUCAGACUUAUUGUGCCCCAGAAAACCAUCCAGAACCUCGAGAAACUCAUGAAUACAAAGCGGCACUGGAGUUAGAAAUGUGGAAAGAAAUGCAAGAGGACAUUUUUGAAAAUCAGCUUAAAAAAAAGGAAACAGCCCAUAUGCAAGCACUUGCAGAAGAAUGGAAAAAAAGAGAUAGAGAGAGAGAAGCAGUAGUGAAGAAAAAGGUAGCAGAAUAUACUGCUUUGGAAGAACAACUUCAGAAAACCCUGAGAGAUCUAGAUAAAAGAGAACGACAGCUUUUUAGUGCUGAAUCAGAGCUUCAUAGAGUAAAGAAGGAGUUGCAAGCAGAGCAUGAACGAAAACUGCAGGAGCUACAGGAUUCUAUGCGACGAGCCAAAGAAGAAUGUACACACCAAGUUGAGCUAGAAAGGUCAAAAAUCAAACAGUUGGAGGAAGACAAGCUUCGUUUACAUCAGCAGCUUUAUGAAGCAGAAAAUAAGCAUAAAAUUUUGGAGAAGGAGUUCCAGCAAUACAAAGAACAGCAAAGCAGCAAACCAGAAAUCCAGCUACAAUCAGAAAUAAAUCUUCUCACUUUAGAAAAGGUUGAACUUGAAAGAAAGUUAGAGUCAGCUACCAAGUCAAAGCUCCAUUACAAACAACAAUGGACAAGGGCUUUAAAAGAACUUGCAAGGUUAAAACAGCGUGAACAAGAAAAUGCAAUGGCUCACCUUAAAAAACAGCAACAAGAGCUGGAGCACAUGAGAUUGCGCUAUUUGGCAGCAGAAGAAAAAGAGCUGGGUAAGACAGAUCGGCAAGAGCUGGAGGAUAUCAGAAAUGAACUUAACAGGCUGAAGAAAAAAGAAGAAGAGAGAAAGCAACUGCAAGAGAUUAGAGAUAAUUCUGCUGGUAUAGUGGAUAGUCUUCAUUCUAGAAAAAUAAAUGAGAACAUGGAUGAUUACCUCUCUCGUCUGGUAGAAGAGAGGGAUACCCUGUUGAGAACAGGAGUAUAUAAUCAUGAAGACCAUAUUGUAAGUGAACUUGAUCGUCAAAUCAGAGAAGCUGUUGUGAAAAGGAGCAUCACUAAGUGAAAGCAUACAAAAAGUUGUUAAAAAGAGCCACAAUUUGAAGAGUGAGUGAUGUUUUUUAUAAACCUGUACCACUUUGGAAUCUAUGUAAGGUCAUGCUUAAUUUUGCACACUAUUGUUACCUUGUUUUGAAGUCAUUGUAAAUAUUUGUAACCCAUGAAGUUAAUUGCAGUUGUAAGUUUUAUGGGGGGAUGGCUUUUUUAAUGUUUUUAUACUCAUGUAUAUACAUGUAUAUAUAUUUAUCUUGUGUACUUUCUUCUGAAAUAUUUUCUACCUCUUUUUGCAUCACACUGACUAAGUUUAUUUGUUGUAUUUCUAAUGUUAAUUCUAAAAUUUUUGGUCAAUAUUAUCAUAAUUCCUUUCCAUUUUUAAAAAGGUAUCUUCAGCUGUUCUGUGGAAAAGUGACAUCAAAUGUUUUCCUUGACAGAACUCUUUAAUUCUGAACAGGAGUGCAGCAUCAACCAAGAGUCUUUUUUUUAUUUAUUUCUUUUUUCGCCUGAAUUACAGAUAAUACAUUUUUGCUUCUCCAACUGUAGCUAACUUAACUGAGUUCUGCAGUAAAUAGGAGACAAGGUUUUGAGGAGGGUGGGGUAGAAUUUUCAAAUGUUAUGAAUUUGAGAUUGAGUCAAUUAUUAAGGAACUAGCCUGAAUGUACAGGAUACAAAUCCCUUUGUUGCCCUAGCAGUUUUGCACAUGGGCCUGCGAAGGGAGAACACAGGAAAGUAAAGACUUAGUUCAGAAAUACACGUGUCCUUAUGUCCAUCCUUAAUGAGAAGUGGUACUAAAAGCACUUAUUCAGUGAAUUUACACGCUUUAAAUUCUGAACUCGUAUAUAAACCAAGAGAUCUUCUACAUAGGAUGUUUUCCGUAAUCAAGACCUAACCGUGUUACUUCAUUACUACUUACAUUGUAUGUAAGGUUUGGUUUGUCGAAGUAUGAAUAGAGCACAGUCUCAAGGUGUUUAAAUGCCAGAGGAGAAAUCCACAACAGGUGUUAGUUUAUGCAUAACCACAAUUGAAAAAGUUUUGGUUUCUAGCCUUCAUUCUGUUUUAGUAAAUUUAAAAUAAUCUGUGUGAAUCUAGCUAACAACACUACCUUACAACAUCAUCCUUUCAAUUAGGCGUUUUUGUCUUUCAUGUAGUCACAAAUGUUUCUCUGUUUGAAUGUCAAGUACUGAAAAUGUCUUAGGAUUUGUUACCUUUAGAAUGAACAAGAUACCAAUGCAAAACUUGUGGGUUUUGGGUUUUUUUUACAUUAAAUCAGUGAAUUUCCAUGGAUAUGACUGUAUAUGUGUAACCUUCCUUUUGUUAUAUAUUAAUUAUUAAAUGGUUAUUAUGUAUUGUAUCUGGUUUUGCCUCUAUGUGCAUUCUUUUUCCUCCUUACCACAGGCAUAUCUCCUGUUAAAUAAACCAUUCAUUUUGGCUCCUUCGAAAAGUUUUAAACAAGCUGCAUAAACAUAGAAAUCAUAUUCUGCAAGGAAUUAUCACUUCACAAGUUGAAACUUUUUAAGGAAUGUUUUUGUAUUAAUUUGCAUACCCUACUAUUUUUCAAGAUAGUGUGACUAAAUAGAUCCACUGGCAAAGCAAGUAACACCUUCAUAAAUCAAAUACAAAUAAAUGAAAAAUAAUUUUACAUUUUUUUAAAAUCAUGGCUGUGCCAUAUCGCUGAUGCACGAUCAUAUCCAAAUGAAUCAGGGAGCUUCUUUCUUGACAGGAAGACUUGCUCAUGCCGUUCUUCAAAUGCUUGCUCACUCACUAGAAGUGUAGUUUCUUCUUCAAACGCUGGAGGGUGCCUUAGACUUAAAGUUCACAAAGAUUGGGUUGACUACGUUUUCAUAAUUGUGUUUUUGUUUUUUUGUUUUUUAAACUAGUAUUCUGUGACUUUUCAGAUGUGUUACUUCAUUAAAUAAAAUUAAAAUUUUAAGGUA